Molecule: messenger RNA, 1910 nt
Organism: Rhipicephalus microplus (southern cattle tick)
Lineage: Eukaryota; Metazoa; Arthropoda; Arachnida; Ixodida; Ixodidae
Biological process (GO): regulation of transcription by RNA polymerase II
Cellular component (GO): nucleus
Molecular function (GO): DNA-binding transcription factor activity, RNA polymerase II-specific; RNA polymerase II cis-regulatory region sequence-specific DNA binding
Source: RefSeq, a predicted model, not a curated record
GUGUGUUAAGUUCGAAACUCGUAGCGAUGCCCCUUAGAGCCAGUAGUGGCGUCUAGUUAGCAGUGCGUCGGCGCCCCGAUUCCGUCCAAGUUAAGAGCGCCGGGCGACAGCCCCAGAAGAGCGGGCGCUAAUGGAAUGGUCACCUCGCGCGACUCAACGGGAAAACAACCCACGACGACCGCUUCAGCCGCCGCCGCAUCACCCGCUGCAGGCUGGCGGCGGUGGGACGGCUGCGGCCACUGCGACGCACAUCUCGCGGGGCGCCCAGCCGGACGACGUCUCCGGUGGCGUCAAGCGAAAGCCGCCCUACAGUUACUCGACGCUCAUCUCCUUCGCCAUCAACAGUUCGCCCACUAAGAAGAUGACGCUGAGCGACAUAUACACUUGGAUCUGCGCAAACUUUCCCUUCUACCGCGAGGCAGGCACGGGAUGGAAGAACUCUAUCCGCCACAAUCUGUCGCUGAACAAGUGCUUUCACAAGGUACCCCGGUCAAAGGACGACCCCGGAAAGGGUUCCUAUUGGGAGCUUGACCUGAAAUCUGCAAGUGAGCUUCCCUGCAGAAAGAAAAAGCUCAAGGCGUACGAUUCGGUGUAUCCUUAUAGCCCUGAAACUGGUAUCAGCACCUGGACUCCAGAGGUUGAGGGCCAUUCGUCACCUCCACAGAACCACACCACCGUACCAGAAAUAAAGCAGGAGGUUGUGCGGCCUGAAUAUGAGGUUGAUGAUGACCAGUCCAGAGUGUCGUCUGAAUACUACGAUGAGCCUGUCAAGACAAUCAUGGAGUCAUUCACGCACGAGCAGCUGGUGGAGCUGACUGCCACGCUGGCAUCCCUCCAAGAAGCGGAGGCCACAGGCUACGCCAGCCACCCGGGUGACGCAGGACUCCUGGCAGCCACCACACCCAACCUGGUCCCACCACCCGCUGCCCCAGCCACCACACUGCACAGGCUCGAAGCGGCUUCCCAGUCGGCUGCUGUGCCUGCCCACCACCGAUCCAUGUGCCACUAUGGAGGUGCAACACAGCCGGACGAUGCUUCCAGGUGCUUUCCUGGCACUAGCAGCAGCCCUAAUCUCAGCGGAGGGUUCCUUGAUCAGAUUCCAGACAUUGUGAAGAAUGAGCAUGGCGAGGCCCCCACAUAUGCCUCGUUGGGCUAUUCACCAUCCCUGUCUCCCGGGGAUGUCGGCGCUAAGAGCCAGCACCAUCACCAGCACCAUCACCAGCAGCAGCAUCACCAGCCACAUCAGCACCAGCCGCCGCCGCACCUCCAGCAUCAGCACCUGCACCACCAUCACCACCACCACGAGCAUUACCACACCAUGCAGGUGCCUAUGCCCUGUGGUACCGCCCCCUACGCAUGGCAUCACCCUGCCUGAAGGGAUGCGUUGUCCGUGCUACCCAAGCUCCACGACGCUCCUUCACGCCUGUGGGCAAGGACUCCAUUCAGCAGGUGACCGUUAGGGGGCUCACUGUGAUGAUGUCACGCUAUACACACCACCGCGCCUACCUCCCAAUCAUUGCUGGCCUCCUAGAAGGAGAGAUAUAUAUAUACACACAGACACACACACACGCUAUAGGGCAGCAGCAGGACUGCUCGUCGCGUUAUUGCCGUUUGUCAUAGUGUCGCCUUUCUUGUGGUCGUCACGCCCACGGACGAAGGCACGCUGGUAAAAUUGGCAGAGACCUUGCCGUGUCAUCUGUGAUUACUGCCUACAGACUUGCUAAAACAUCUUGGUGCGGAGAACGGCGGACCUUGCACAUGUGGCAGUCGACUGUUGCCGUGCCCCCUUCUGCUCGAGAACCUUUCGGAAUGGGCAGAGACCUCGGAGCACCCUCAGGCGAAAGGUUUGGGUUUACUGGGAAAUCGCUCUUGUAUGUGUGUGUGCAAGCUGCCACCACCGUGGAGCUGCA